GAUCCUUUAAACGUCAAAGAAGAAGGCAUGAUGUUGAAAACAAAACAGAUAUUCGCUGCGAGUUCUAACAGAAGCAGCGCGACUUGCCAGAAAUUUUUACCAUUUCUAAUGCAUCAAAGACUAGACAAGACAAAGGGGAUGGAGACUCAAUUUUCGGAAUCGCGUCCUCCUCCUGGUCCGCCGAAAGUGCGACCUUUUCUUCGCAACAAUUUAUUGAAUGAAAAUUCUCGAACUGUAUCCGUAAAAAGUAAUGAUCCAGAAAGCUUCCAAUGUGCAAUGGGACCCAUUUUAGGAUUGGCUCAAUUAUUCGGAGUCUUGCCGGUCUCAGGAGUACGAGCGCCGACUCCGUUGAAGCUAAAAUUUGCGAUAUUUUCAUUUCUUACUGUAUACGCCGUUUCUGUAACUGUGAUGGUGCUCUUUAUGGCAAUAUUGGCGAUUAUGCAUAUGAUAAGGACGCUAAAUGCCACAACUUUCGAAGUAAAAGGAGGAGUAUCAGCUGCAACAGCAGGCGCGGUAUUUUAUGGGAAUAGCGUAAUAGCCUUAAUCAUAUUUCUCUGGCUGUCACCGCAUUGGAUAAUUCUUCAACGCGAUUGGAGAGCUAUGGAGCAAUUUAUAGACAGUAAUAAAUUGGAACGGCCAAAACUUCGUUGGAGAUUCUAUUUGAUAACUGCUUCUAUUCUAUUCUUGGCCCUUUUUGAACAUAGCUUAAGUAUAGCAAUAAAUACGAAGGAUUAUGAUUGGAGUGGCAACACGACGAAUUCGACAUUUCAACAUUUUCUGCAAAUAUAUUGCGAGUCUUCUCACGCAUUCAUCUUGGAAACAUUGAGUUAUAAUUUUGCGCUUGGAAUUUACAUUUUUAUCGUCAGCAAACUGGCAACUUUCACAUGGAACUUUACUGAUGUCUUCAUCAUGUUGGUCGCUACCGGCUUAGCCGAAAGAUACAAAAUAUUAAACAAGCAAGUAACAGUUUCUGCAUCGGAGCAUAGAACAAUUGAUUGGGGUGGAAUUCGCGAAGAUUAUGCUGCUCUUAGUUGUAUGGUGAAGAAGGUCGACAACUUUAUCGCACCCGUAAUCCUCCUAUCAUUUGCGAACAAUCUUUAUUUUAUCUGUUUGCAACUACUCAAUGGAUUAUCUCAGCCAAUCGGCAAUACUAUCAUCAGUGAUAUCUAUUUCUUUGGGUCCUUCUUAUUUCUAAUUGGCAGAACAGUGGUCGUCACUCUACUCACUGCUAGGAUCAACGAUCAAAGCAAAGUGGCAUUACCGAUUUUGUAUACUUGUUCAACUUCUAUCUAUAAUACGGAGACAGAAAGGCUGAUAUAUCAACUCAGUACUGACGACAUUUCGCUUACGGGAAUGCGCUUUUUUUCUAUUACACGGAAUUUCAUGUUAGCGGUAACUGGCGCAAUUGUAACAUACGAAGUCGUGCUGCUGCAAUUCAACAUUUCGAUGAACUCAUAAAUACAUGACAACAGUGUAAUAUUUCAUUAAAACAUUAUAGCUUACAAUAUUAAAAUAUUAUAACUUACAAUAUAAAAUAAUAUAUAUAAGUAUUUGUAUUCGUUGAAAAUAUAUAAAAUUGACUAUGCAUGUUAACUGAAAUAUACUUUAACAUUACACAAAGUUGUUUUGUUAUAAAAAUUUUUUUAUAAUCUAUAUGUAAUUUAUGAUAACAUUUGUCUGAUAUUAUCUAUUUUUCAGAAAUAUAUUUUGUAAGAGGAAAUUAAUACGAGAAGUGUAAAUUGUUAUUUAUCAUAACAAUAGUAAGAUUAUUAAUAAUAAUAACUUAUUAUAUCGUAAGAAAUUUGCUGCAUUAAUUACA
Cataglyphis hispanica is the source of this 1819-nucleotide messenger RNA. RefSeq names its product gustatory receptor for sugar taste 64a-like. Gene Ontology annotation, molecular function: taste receptor activity. Bases 28 to 1458 code for a protein of 476 amino acids. Gene Ontology annotation, biological process: sensory perception of chemical stimulus; detection of chemical stimulus involved in sensory perception of taste. NCBI's taxonomy places the organism in Eukaryota, Metazoa, Arthropoda, Insecta, Hymenoptera, Formicidae. The record is from RefSeq and is a predicted model, not a curated record. Gene Ontology annotation, cellular component: membrane. The transcript has 9 exons.